CUCCACUUACAUUUUGCAAUCAAACAGCUAAUCAAUCGAAAGAUGGAAGGCAAAACUUUGAUUCUAAGUGUGCUCGUAUUGAGUCUGUUCAUGGCACAAAUUCAAGUUGAUGCAAAGAGCUGCUGUCCCACAACCACUGCUAGGAAUCUCUAUAAUGUUUGCCGCAUAACGGGAUCUCCUAGGGAAAGAUGUGCAAGCCUCAGCGGCUGCAAAAUCGUUAGUGGUUCAUGUCCCAACGGAUACAAUAAGGACAUUAUAUUCUCGAGAACACAAGUAAAUGAUGUUGUGAGUGAAUACUGCAACGUUGGUUGUGUAUCUUCUGUGUGCGGUGCUUUGACCACUCUCCAGAACUCUGUUGCAAGUGAAAUCGUGAAUGGAGCGGUCAACAAAUGUGUCAGCGCAUGUUCUACCGUCUGCACCAAGAACUCGAUGAAUGCAGUUGAAACUGCCUAG
Camelina sativa (false flax) is the source of this 453-nucleotide messenger RNA. The record is from RefSeq and is a predicted model, not a curated record. Lineage: Eukaryota; Viridiplantae; Streptophyta; Magnoliopsida; Brassicales; Brassicaceae.